AUGCUCUUAAAUGAUGAUGCUAAUGAAGAUGGUACUGAUGAUGAGGAGGAUGAGGAUGAGGAUGAUACUAAUGAUGAGGAUAAUGAUGAUGAUGAUGAUAAUGAUGACGAUGAUGAUAAUGAUGACGAUGAUGAUAAUGAUGAUGAUGAUGAUGAGAUCGGCAGAAGAUUGAUGGUUGAAAUGGGGAAAUAUAGUGCUGCUGAAGAAUAUUAUCUUUCACUAUUGGAAAAUAAAAACGUGAUUAAAGAUUUAACAUAUCUUGCAGGUAUCUAUAAUGAACUUGGACGGAUUUAUCAACAAACUGGUGAGAAGAUAAAAGCUAUUGAAUGCUUUUCAAAAGCAAUUGAUAUCGAACUUGAACAUUUACUUCCAACUCAUAGAAAUUUAGCAAGACUUUAUUGUAGUCUUGGAAAAAUUCAUCAUGAACAAGGUGAUUAUCAAGCAGCUUUAAUAAAGUAUCAUGAAGCGCUCAAUAUUGAACUAAAUCAGGAUAGACCAGAGGAAAUCACACUUGCUAAAUACUACCAUGCCGUUGGUCAAGUAAACUUGACGAGUGAGGAAGUUCAUCGUAUGAUGAAAAAAACAAGAAAUAUUCGAAAUAUAGCCAUCCUCGCUAAGACGAAUGAUGAAGAAUCAACAUUAAUUAAUUUGCUUGUGAACAAAGCUGGUAUUAUUAUUUCGCAGAAAACAGAUGAAAUGCAUUUGACUGAGAGUGAAACAAAUGAACUCGAACAACCUACUCUAAUUAAACCAGCAGUCAUUUCAGUUUAUUAUGACUUACCCGCUAAAUAUUUAGAAUUCUUUAAUCACGAACCUGAACUCGAUUCAUCUCAAUUUUUAAUUAAUCUUAUUGAUUCAAUGAUUCAUAGUAAUAUUUCAUCAAUAUCUGCUCCUUGUUUAUCGCUUGCUGAUGGUAUUCUUAUCGUUAUCGAUUGUAUUUCAGAUGUCUGCUUAGUGACUGAAACAAUUCUUCGUCAAGCUAUUCGUCAACGGAUAAAACCAAUUUUAUUUUUUAAUAAUAUGGAUCAUGCUUUGCUAGAUUUAAAAUAUGAAUCUGAAGAUCUUUUUCAACAAUUUCAACAGAUUCUCAAAAAUAUCAAUACUAUCAUCACUACUUAUGGUGAUGACAAUAACCAUAUAAAUGAUUUUAUAAUCGAUCCAAAAAAAUAUGCAGUUAUAUUCGGUUCUACUCUUCAUGGUUGGGCUUUUACAAUAACACAAUUUGCCGAUAUUUAUGCAUCAAAAUAUGAUAUUGAAAAGAAUAAAUUAAUGGAACAAUUAUGGGGUGAUCAUUUCUUCUCCCCGGUGACAAAGAAAUGGUCAACAAUUCAAGAAAAAGGUUCUGUUCGAGGUUUUUGUCAAUUUAUUCUUAAUCCUAUUAAUCAAUUGUUCAAAGCUAUAAUGAAUUCAAGAAAAGAUGAAUUUACAAAAUUAUUUGAAGAAUUCAAUAUAGAAUUACAAGAUGAAUUGAGUAAAGAUGGUAUAUUACUACUAAAACUUGUUAUGAACAAAUGGUUACCUAUUGAUGAUAUUCUACUUACGACAAUGGUUAUUCAUUUACCAUCACCAGUUCUUGCACAAAAGUAUCGAACUGAACUUCUUUAUGCGGGUCCGCAUAAUGAUGAUGUAUUUUUGAGUAUUCAAUCAUGUAAUUCAAACGGUCCAUUAAUGAUUUACAUUUCAAAAAUAAUACCGACAUUAAAUAAAUCGCAUUACUAUGCAUUUGGUCGUGUUUUUUCCGGUAUUGUUAAGUCAAAUGAACAUGUUCGUAUAUUGGGUCCUAAUUAUAUACCAGGCAAAAGAGAAGAUCUCUAUAUUAAAAAUAUUCAACGAAUAGUUGUAAUGAUGGGUCAAUCUAUUCAACCAAUUGACGAUUUAUCAUGUGGUAAUAUCUGUGGUCUCAUUGGUAUUCAUCGAUAUUUAGUUAGAACUGGUACAAUUACAACAUCUGAGCAUGCACAAAGCAUUUGUAUGUUGAAAACUAACAUCAAUUCUAUCGUAUAUGUUACUGUAGAACCAACUAAUUCAGCUGAUUUACCAAAAUUAGUGGAAGGUAUGAAAUGUUUAGUUCAAGUAGAUCCUCUUGUUCAAUGUUAUACUGAACAGUCUGGUGAACAUAUUACAGCCUGUGUUGAUGAACUACAUUUGAAAAAUUGCUUAGAAGUUUUGGAAAGAAACUAUGCUUGUAUUCCGAUUAAAGUUUCUGAUCCUGUGACAUUGUAUCGUGAAACUGUAUCGAAAGAAUCCGACAGAAUGUGUCUAGCGAAAUCUCCUAAUAAACAUAAUCGAAUCUAUUUAAAAGCUCAGCCUAUGCCUAAUGGUUUACCAGAAGAUAUUGAAAAUGGUCAAAUAACAUCAAAUCAAGAAAUAAAAGCACGUGCACGUUAUUUAUAUGAAAAAUAUGAUUAUGAUAUAUACGAAGCACGUAACAUUUGGUGUUUUGGACCAGAGAAAACUGGACCGAACUUUUUAAUCGAUUCUACUAUACGAAUGCAAUAUCUCAAUGAAAUAAAAGAUUAUUGCGUUAGUGCAUUUCAAUGGGCUACAAAAGAAGGUGUACUCGUUGAAGAAAAUGUUCGAGGUGUUCGUUUCGAUAUUCAUGAUGUAUAUAUUAGGGAUGCAAUACAUCAUGGUGCUGAACAAAUUAUUCCAACGAUGCGUCGUGUUCUUUAUGGAUCGAUGCUUACUGCUAGUCCAAGACUUGUCGAACCAAUUUAUUUAUAUGAAAUUCAGUAUCCACAAGUGAUCGCUGGUCAUAUUUAUAGUGUGCUAAACCGUCGUCAGGGUUAUAUUUCUGAAGAACGUCAAAUAUUUGGAACAUCAACAUAUGUCGCUAAAGCUUACCUACCGAUCAGCGAGUCUCUUGGCUUUACUGAUGAUCUUUGUUCGAGUGCUGAUGGUCAAAUAGUUAUCCGAUGUGUAUUUCAUCAUUGGCACAUAUCAGAUGAAGAUCCACUUGAUGAAUCAACUAGAAUUCGGCAAGUUGUUAAGAAUAUUCGAAGACGUAAAGGACUGAAAGAAAAUAUUCCAUCUACAAAUGAUUAUCUUGAUAAAUUAUAA
This is a messenger RNA of Rotaria sp. Silwood1, 3060 nucleotides long. The record is from the annotation of a GenBank genome assembly. Lineage: Eukaryota; Metazoa; Rotifera; Eurotatoria; Philodinida; Philodinidae.